Molecule: messenger RNA, 1802 nt
Organism: Punica granatum (pomegranate)
Lineage: Eukaryota; Viridiplantae; Streptophyta; Magnoliopsida; Myrtales; Lythraceae
Source: RefSeq, a predicted model, not a curated record
AAGAAAAAAGGACCGAAAAACACGAACUUUUUGCAUUUCCUUCCAUUUCCAUUGCGUUAGCUUCGGUCACCGCCAUGAAUUUAUCCCUCCUCUCUCUCUCUUGUUUCUUUCCCUUUGUCCUUAAUUCAAUCGCCGUUGCUUUGAAUCUUCCACAACCUCUCUCUUCUUGACCUCCAUCAUUCUUCGGGGAACGAGCGAGUCAAUGCUCUUCAGAAAAUUCUCACCAAAUGUUAGAGCAAGAGGAUGUUUAUACACAGACCCAAUAGACAUUUUUGACAGAUCAAGCUCCACCCAGCAAUCCCAACAAGAAAUCGUAACCAACUGAAGUUACAGCAAUAUGGGUAUCCACUGAUUACGAUUCUUGGGCGAAAUCCUCGAUCAAGUUCGAUUUUUCAAUGGAUUCAGAUAUCUGGGCAGCUCGCCUCGCCGCCACGAAGCGCCAAUAUGCGUUCCAGAGCCAUAAUCACGGCUCCCGUUCAGAUAGAUUAGGCAUAGAGGGGCUUGAGUUGGAGGAUGACUUAUUGCCCGACUUCCCAUGCCCGUAUUGCUACGAGGAUUUUGACAUUGCUUCACUAUGCUCACAUCUCGAGGACGAGCACUCCGGCGAGUCUAAAACCACUGUUUGUCCCAUUUGCUCCGUCAAAGUAUUGCAUGACAUGCUGAGUCACAUAACCCAUCAACAUGGGCACCUACUAAAGAUGCAGAGACGCCAUAGAUUGCGUAGGGUCGCAAUUCCAAACAGUCAAGCUUUCUUAUUGUUAGGCCGCGAGCUUCGUGAAGCCCAUCUUCAGGUCCUUCUUGGGGGUGGUGGCAGUUUGAGGUCAAAUAAUAGUAGUGGGCCAUUGACUGCUACUACUGACCCUUUCCUUUCUUCCCUUAUCAUGAACUUUCAUGCGUUUGAAGCUGAAGAGAUUCCGAAAUCCGUCAAUUCCAGUAUCGGGGACUUGUCUGCUAAGAAAACUGUGCCCUCUUAUCCUUGGAAGAAAAGGGAGAAUUCAGUUGCACUUGUUCACCUGUUAAAUAUGUCGUUAACUUGAGGAAACCAGUGAAGGACUACUAGGGGGAAUGAGAACUACAAAGAAAAGGAAGAUUCUCUUUAUUUUUGCCCACAUCAGAAAAGCACUAGAGAGAGGGAUGACCGGGUGUCUAGCUCGGGUCGAUGACUGAGAAAAUGUGGAGACAUUGGUCAAUACCUCAAUAUCUUAAUGUGGAAUAUGUAGUUUUCAUGUUAUUGCAGUAGUUCUCUUUCCGGAUGAGUGGUGAAUUCUUGCUGCAGUAGUCUUUGUGUAAUAUCUCUCUGUCCCGUUCUACUGUUAUUCUUGUUGCAGCAAUUACGAUCCUUCUUUAAGUUAUGAGGAGAGGGAAAGAAGGAUGAAGCAGGCAACAGAGAGAGCGGGUUUCGUGCAAGAUUUGCUCCUAGCCACCCUAUUAGGAGACUGAUAUGGAAGCAAUGCUUGGUUACUGCACAGGCUUGGUGUUUGUGCUCUGCAUUGUGCGAGAUUCUCCUAGCGAAAUUUAUACGUGCUCCGGAAAGUAAACCGAGAGAAUACCCAACCAUAAGAAAACGAUGUAAUGAUAAGUUCAGAGCAUUAUUGUUUCCUUUGCCCUAAUAUAUAUUUCACUUUGAUAUUUUUCCAGAGUCUUGACCCAGGUGUACAUAUUUUUGCUUUAGUUUCAGGGAGUCUAGAGGUAAUAACUUUUCAUACCUAAAGGGUUAUAUGUAAUAUGUAUGGAUAGAUAGUUUUUAUGACUCGCAUCAUAUCAACAAUCUAUAUUAUCUUAAAAUGAUGGGCCUUUUCUUA